UUGGUUACUGUGUUGAAAUUGCAUGUUGCACUUGAUACACCUGUCGCCCGUUACCUACAACCAGUCCUGUAAAAUGUAAUACCGACUGUUUGGCUCAGGACCGACCGGCAAAGAUCAACGCGGCGAACCAGAACAGAACCGCCAACCAAAAUGUGACCACCGAACGAGUAACCAAACCAACAAAAACCAUACAAAUUCAUGAAUCCUGCAAGAUUACAUGAUUCAAAACAAUAUUUAUUGUAAUUAACUUUAGAUAACGAAUCUAGUCGCCAUAGCACUAUUUAAACGAAGCAAUUUAGACUUUAUUUUACUAGAAGAUACGGUUGAAGAUCGUAUUCAAGUACAAAGAUUAAGGAAUUGAGGAGACAGUACAAACGACUCGUGGGGACCCUAAUGUUGAUUUAGGAGUAAAUUGAUUUGAUUAGAAGUUCCCUGAGAUAACACGAACAAGAUGUCUACAAGUUUUGAACACUCUUCGAUGAAGAGUAGCUUCUCGUUGUCAUCUUUGAGGAGCGCGCCCGCGCCGCCUGGUGGCCGCUGUGAACAACUUGAGCGGCCGUAUCACAGUCUUACGAAAAAGAGGAAGGAGCCAUGUCGCGAAGCUUGGCGCCGCAGCUGGGGGUCUGCAGCGAGUGGCGGCAGCGCCGUCGACGACCUGUGGCCGCUGCUGCAGCACCACUACGACUACAUCAUGGACAACCAGAUUAUUGAUAGUUGCAAGGAAGCGAAUGGCGAGCUUCUCUCCCGUAACCCGGCCCUGCACUGCCCGCGUCUCCUGAAUCCGACCUCUGGCUUCAACCGCCAGUGGUCGCUGAGUCAGUUGGUCGCGGAGUUCAAUGAACUGUGCCAGUGGCUCAGUCAUGUGCAGGAGGAGAUAUAUUCUAGUCCCGAGAAUUUGUCCAGCAGGAAGUUGAGGAUAAAUCGUAUGACGGAGCUGGUGGCAGUGGAGCCGCGCCGCGCCAAGUUCAUAGAGCAGGGCACCGCUAUACUCGAACGUAUACCGGAGGCUAGUGCUGAAGUGACGUGGCGAAUAGAACAUUUGAAUGUAAAGUGGGAAGGUCUCCGGUUGCUACUUAGUCCUGAGCAGCAGCAUCGUGAAGGAGACAGUUCUGACACAGUUGACACAGCUCACGAGUUGAAAUGUCUUCGACGUUGGCUACACUGCAUGGAAGGUCGGCUGCCUCCCCCGUCGCUGGCAGCAGCGAGAGGAGCUUCAUACCACGAGCUGCUGAGGAAACUCGGAGAACAUAAGGUAUUGCAACGCGACGUGGAAUGCCACGGUCGGAUCGUGAGUUCGGUGGUACGGCUGUGCGGCGGUGGAGACGCUGCGCGAGCGCUUGAGAGACGGUGGCACCUGCUGUACCUGAGAGCUAUAGAGUGGCAGUGCCAUCUGGAAGCUUGUCUUGCUAGGAUCGAUAAUCAGGGCUGCAUAUCAGCAGAGGCUGCAAGUGACAGUGACGACGAACCUGCCUUAAAGCAGCCGCGCCUGAGCAGGCGAGGGUCUCCACGCAGACAGAGAACUCCAGAGGAACAAGAAUAUGUGUUAAAGUACACGUGGCGCGGCUUUGGGUCGGACUGUGAGUCGGAGUUAGACAGAGCGAGGUACAUAAAUAUGGCGGACGAGAGACGAGUACCUGGUGCCUGUGACGUCACUGCGAGGACCACGGACCAGACUGUGCCUGCGACAGAUCAUGUGGAUGGAUUGGAAACACACGUCCAUAUAGAAGAUAAAUUAAAGACACCUCCAACGGUAAUUAAAAGGAAAAAGCCAGUAGACACGUCGAAAUUUAAUCAAACCGAUCGCAAAUCGAAACAUCUUGCUACAUUCUACUUUAGACAUCAUGAUACAGACUCCGACAGACAAAUGAUCGAAACAGAAAAGUCACAGGAAGAAUCUAGCGAGGAAGAAUGGACUUACGUCGGUGGUGCUAAAAUUGGGAAUGAAGAUUCCACUGAUAUAAUGACGUCAUCCGUUGAGAUCCAGUGCGAACUACCCUUAGAUGAAAAAAAAGAUAAGCCACCCUCUCCGAAACCGAAGCUAGAGUCCUCGACACCAGAUUUGCUUAGAGUAGAAAGGUGUAAAGACAUAGAGAGGUUGGUCAAUCAGGCUGAAGAAUUGGUGCAGAAACAGGCGCUGUCAAAGAAGAAGGGAUCGAGGAGCUUCAAGCCGCUGUCGUUUGAUGAAGAGGGGAAGAAUGGUACAGAAAGCUAUGACGCCUCAGGAGAAUACACAACUGAAAGUGAAGUGGACACCUCGUUGACAUCCGAAGAACGAAACAUUCACUCCUCCAUGGAUAUGAGCACUUCUACCUGCACUGUAACUCCCACACACCACGCCAAGGUAACACUCCGUAAGAAGCGAGCUGGCAACAGCGCACGGCCGUGGUCUGUCUCCUGCCUAUCGCAACUCAGCGGCGCCGGCGCAUCGCUGGUGGCCACGCCCACAGCAGGCGACGUUGCUGCUAUGUCACACAACAUGUCUAUCUCUGAAUCUGCUUUGAACACACUCGCGUCUCCACAAAGAGUUACUCCAGCAAAUUCGAACUCCAAACUCCGUGGAAGUUCAACCACUGUACAGGGCCACGUAUCAAGCACGAACACGAUGACAGAAGCUUGCACCUCCUGCGUGGAAGCGAGCGACAAACACGGCUGGCUACGACGAAAGAGGUUGAAGUUCCGACGCAACAACACCGCGGUACGGCGGGGAGAGAGACUCGUCAACGACGAGGAACUGAUCAAACAACAGCUAGCCACAAUCGCCCACCUGCGCAAGAGCAUCGAAAAGACCCACAUCUCGACUAGGGAACCCGAUAGUGCCAUUCCAGAACAAAAUGAGGCCGAGCCUGUGGCCCCGAGCUUUAAACUGGGCCCAGCUGGAGGACCCGUCAGGCCACGACUCGCUCGAAGCCUUGAGAGGGAGAGGAACUUUAUAGCCCUCAGUUUAGGAGACCCCAGUCGGUUGUGGGACUUAUCUAUUGACAAGGACUCCGAUAUAGACAAAAGUGUGACUGCUGGAACCGAAGAACAUAGCUCAUUCUCUGAACAGGCGUGGGAUUUCUAUCAGGAAAAGUACAACUCGGAACCAUAUUCAGAAGCUCCAGACUCAGACGCAGCGCGACGUCUGCUAGAGUUCGGUGACGACUACCGCGCCUUCCUCGACUCACAGUCUGACUGCUGCUCCAGCUUGUCCGCGCAGCCCGAGAACGACCAGAGCCCCAGUGGCACACGUCGCCGCCGCCCUCCGUCCGAUGUAUCUAGAGAACGAAGCCUCCCACGACACAAGCGACCUACCAGAAACUCGCCAAUAGAAACGCCCUCGAGAAAACCUAAGAAGUCCAUGUCUAGCGCUGAGCGUAAGAAGUCGCUCCUUGAUAGUCUCGAGCGAUCCAGAAACAACACUAGCAUCGAAAGCAGUGAAGGUGUCCGUCGUCGCAAACCUUCGGAGAACGAACGCAAAAACAGUAAGCGAUCUCCCGAAUUCGACUUGCUCAACGUACAGGCUCUGAGCCGCAGACGACACAGCUCAAACAUGACCAGCGACGAGGUGAACAGCUCGCUAGAGUACACCGAGGUGAACAACCGACCUGAUAUACUGGACUCGCUGGGCAGGCGGAGGAGGACAGACAAUGGCGAGUCGGAAUUACAGAAGAUCGCGUUGUCUGAGCUGCGGCGGCGAUCAACAGAGAGCGUGGAGUCGGAGGACGAGUCGUCGAGCCCCACGAAGCACAGGCGGCGCAGCUGGGACUCGGGCUCGGAGGGCGAGGCGGCGCGCGCGCUGGUGCGGCGCUCGGGCGCGGCGCUGGGCGCGGCCGAGGCGCUGCUGGCGCGCCACGACGCCGAGCCCGACCUGCUGCGCGCCUUCGACUACGUAAGGACACAAUUCGAUACCGAUUUCAGUAGUAGCUAUUCGGACAGCGACGACAACGCGUCGUGCGUCACGCGCCGCCCCGCAUGCUUGCGCGCGCGGCUCUGCCUGGCCGUCGCCGCCUUCUCCGUCCUAGUUAUAGUUUACAUACAUCUCCAAUGA
This is a messenger RNA of Spodoptera littoralis (African cotton leafworm), 4027 nucleotides long. NCBI's taxonomy places the organism in Eukaryota, Metazoa, Arthropoda, Insecta, Lepidoptera, Noctuidae. The record is from the annotation of a GenBank genome assembly.